UUAUUUUAUUACUAAAUUAAUAACUUAUUUUGCAAUACAAAGAAGAAAAAGAAAAUUUUUAUUAUGACAAGUGGGCGGUUUCAAUUAAAUGAAGACAGUGACGAUAAUACAACAAAUUCGACAUCGUCAGCAACAAGUAGCGUACCGCCGUGUCCGCGCAGUGUUAACAGCGAUUUAAUAGAGCACAUACGAAAAUUUACAUUCUCUACCAUAAGCACAAGCUCAAACAACGGCGUGAGCGUUGAACAACUUAAAGAAGGAACUACUGAUAUUCUAAAUAAUUUAGAAAUAAAAAUACCUGAGUUACUACAAGGAGGUUAUUCCUUUUACACGUGGCCUUCUGCAUCUAUACUUGCUUGGUUUCUUUGGGAUCGUCGUCAAGCUCUUACUGGAAAGUACAUAUUGGAGUUAGGUGCAGGUACCGCAUUACCAGGCAUUCUAGCAGCAAAGUGUGGUGCUCAUGUGACUCUUAGUGACAACUGCAUAUUACCAAAGUCACUUGCACACACAAAAAAAUCUUGCCUAACCAAUAAUCUCUUACCAGGACAAGAUAUAGAAGUAAUUGGAUUAAGUUGGGGUCUUCUCUUAAGUAGCGUGUUUCUAAUAAAAAAUUUGGACUUUAUAAUAGCAGCUGAUUGCUUUUAUGAUCCAACAGUGUUUGAAGAUAUAAUUGUGACCGUAUCAUUUUUACUGGAACGAAACCCAAAAGCAAAGUUUCUAUUCACAUACCAAGAACGAAGCACAGAUUGGUCUAUUGAAGCAUUAUUAAAAAAGUGGAACCUUUGUGCUGUACAGGUUAAUAUUGAUGAUAUUGGUAAGUAUUCCGGCAUAGACGUUUUGGAAUUUGCUGGUGGGCAUACAAUUCAUCUAUUAGAAAUUACAAGAGAACAGAUUUAAAGAAAUAAAAAAUGUCUGGUGCCACACGCAACAUUUAUAAACUUUUUGUUGGCAAUUUGCCUUGGACUAUUGGCAACAAGGAGCUGCAGUUAUAUUUCUCUAAAUUUGGGCACGUUUCAUCGGCGCAAGUUGUUUUUGAUAAACAACAAGGACUUUCAAAGUCUUAUGGCUUUGUCACGUUU
This is a messenger RNA of Teleopsis dalmanni, 1079 nucleotides long. Its product is annotated as methyltransferase-like protein 23. Gene Ontology annotation, cellular component: cytoplasm; nucleus. The record is from RefSeq and is a predicted model, not a curated record. NCBI's taxonomy places the organism in Eukaryota, Metazoa, Arthropoda, Insecta, Diptera, Diopsidae.